Messenger RNA from Schistosoma mattheei, 798 nucleotides. NCBI's taxonomy places the organism in Eukaryota, Metazoa, Platyhelminthes, Trematoda, Strigeidida, Schistosomatidae. The record is from the annotation of a GenBank genome assembly.
AUGGCUGAAGGGAAGCUAAAAAUCGGUUCUCGCGUUGAGGUGACAGGAAAGGAUGUUGUUGGUACCAUAGCAUAUAUUGGAACAACACAGUUUUCUCCUGGAAAAUGGGUAGGAGUGAUACUGGAGGAGUCGAAGGGGAAAAACAAUGGUACGGUCCAAGGGAAACGCUACUUUACUUGUGAAGAAAAUCAUGGGAUCUUUGUGCGUCCAUCUCAGCUUACUCUUCUAGAUGAUCAAGAUGGAUCAAGCACAAUGGAUGUAUCUAUUUCAAGUGUCCUUUCAGAAUCAGGCACAACCUCAGAAUCUAGUACAUCUAGGUUAUCAUUAGGUGAAACUCCUAAACGUACGGGUUCUUCAACUUCUUUAUCCAGCAGUUUAAAACCUGAAAUGGCAAAAGGACGAACUUUAAAAUCACCAGCUCUCAAGCGCUCUUCUCUAGCUAGUUCAACACCAUCAGUGAAGGAUAAGCCUAAUCUACCUGUCUCAACAGGGAGACGUCCACCUGAAAUCAGAAAAGCGUCACAACCUGCAUUAAAGCGACCUAGUAUGAUCUCAUCAACUGGAUCCAAUCCAGAUCUGGUACAAAGUAAUGUAGCACCAAUUUCGAAAAGUGAAAGUCCUCUCAACAAAUCCACUGAAAGUAAACCUGUUAAAGAAUCCAUUCAACCUAGUGGUGAUACAUUGCCAAAAACCAUUUCAUCAACUAUAAAAACAAGUGAUCCAAACUACCGACUACUACUGAUGGUAGCAAAAUACCUGAAGUUUCAACUAUUGCAGGAGCUAGUGAUAUUAAAAUAA